Brachypodium distachyon (stiff brome) is the source of this 1486-nucleotide messenger RNA. RefSeq names its product peroxidase 35. Lineage: Eukaryota; Viridiplantae; Streptophyta; Magnoliopsida; Poales; Poaceae. Gene Ontology annotation, biological process: hydrogen peroxide catabolic process; response to oxidative stress. The transcript is spliced from 4 exons. The coding region runs from base 221 to 1201 and encodes 326 amino acids. The record is from RefSeq and is a predicted model, not a curated record. Gene Ontology annotation, molecular function: peroxidase activity; heme binding.
CACGCACUCCGAGAAAGCGUGGCUUCCACAUCACUCGAUGUCUCGAUCGUAAUUAAUACUCCAGCCGCACAGCCUCCUCUCAAGCUCUCUCAGCGACAUCCAACGGCCUCCGCGUCAUCACUAGCUCGCCGCGCUAGACACUGUCAUAAGCCAGCCGCACUAGCUUCGAUUCGACGCAGAAGGCGUCGGGAGAGCUUAGGUAGGUAGCUAGAGGGACGGCAUGGGCGCGGGGAUUAGGCUCCUGGCGGCGCUCCUGGUGCUGGCGUCCGCCGGGACGCCGCGAUGCGCGGCGCAGCUCCGGCAGAACUACUACGACGCCGUCUGCCCCGGCGUGGAGAGCAUCGUGCGCGACGCCGUGGCCAAGAAGGUCAACGACACGCCCGUCGCCGUCGGCGCCACCGUCCGCCUCUUCUUCCACGACUGCUUCGUCCAGGGCUGUGACGCGUCCGUCAUCGUGGUGUCGUCGGGGAACAACACGGCGGAGAAGGACCACUCGGCGAACCUCUCGCUGGCCGGCGACGGCUUCGACACGGUCAUCAAGGCCAAGGCGGCCGUCGACGCCGUGCCGCAGUGCACCAACCAGGUCUCCUGCGCGGACAUCCUCACCAUGGCCACCCGGGAUGUCAUCGCAUUGGCCGGUGGCCCGGCGUACGCCGUGGAACUCGGGAGGCUGGACGGGCUGAGCUCGCUGGCGAGCAACGUCGACGGGAACCUGCCGCCGCCGUCGUUCGACCUGGACCAGCUGAACGCCAUGUUCACCGCGAACAACCUGUCGCAGACUGACAUGAUUGCCCUCUCUGCGGCGCACACGGUGGGGUUCGCGCACUGCGGCACGUUCGCGGGGCGGAUCCAGACGGCGUCCCAGGACCCGACGAUGGACUCCGGGUACGCGUCGCAGCUGCAGGCGGCGUGCCCGGCGGACGUGGACCCGAACGUGGCGCUGUCCAUCGACCCGGUGACCCCGAAAGUCUUCGACAACCAGUACUUCGUCAACCUGCAGAAAGGGAUGGGCCUCUUCACCUCCGACCAGGUGCUCUACUCCGACACCCGGUCCCGCCCCACCGUCGACGCCUGGGCGGCCAACAGCUCCGACUUCCAGGCCGCCUUCGUCGCCGCCAUGACCAACCUCGGCCGCGUCGGGGUCAAGACCGACCCGUCCCUGGGCAACAUACGCCGCGACUGCGCCGUCUUCAACUCUUGAAUUUGAUGUCUGAAUCUUCAAUCUUGAUACUGCUAGAUGGGAUCGAUGCGUGGAGAUAUCAUCAAUUGUUCAUAGUUAGUUGGGCCACUUUUGGGUGGUGCUGAAGUUAUAUACAGUUAGCUUUUUCAGAACAAAAUGUUUUAGUUCUAAUCGAUCAGGAGGUUAAUGUGAGGCUGUUCGGCAUUUGUUCUGGAGUUUGUUGGGCAUUUUAUUACUUACCUAGCCAAAUGUAUUCAUUGUGUGUGUGUUUAAUAUUGGAGGAAGAAUCAUUCGUAUGUUUUCUUA